UAUUCUCGCGAUAUCCGGCGAGACUCCGCUCUCUUCUCGUCCAGCAUGGCGGCGCUGUAUGAGGGAUACACGUUGUGCGGACUCGUUCCAGCUCAAACUCUGUCGAACUCGGGCGUUCAGGGCAUCGAACAGGAGCGAGACAGCGACCACGUCGUCGUCACGGACUCCACCAGAUGUGUCACCCUGUACAAAGUGUCAGACCAGAAGCCACUCGGCAGCUGGACCGUUAAACAAGGUCAAACUCUGACCUGCUCAGCAGUCUUCAAUUCACAGACCAAUGAAUAUGUGGCCAUCACAGAUUACAAGGUUAUCAGAAUAUGGAAGGAAGAAGACAUUCUCUUAGAAAAGGCCUUCAAAGCAACACUGUCAUCAGAUGUCUGGAAGGUCCAUUGUGUGGAUGGAGCGGAGCCUGUGGUCUUAUUUCAGAGAGGAGCUGUGAGACUGCUGGACUCGCUGCUUUCUGCUCCCCAGCAGCCCAUAGAGGAAGUCCUGUCUCAAGAAGAGGCCAUCAGGUGGAGCACCAACAUAGUGGCAGAGACACAGCAGAUUGUCGUCUUCACAACUGAACAGAAAGGAGAUCAUUUCCUCUACCUGCAGAGACUGAACCCUAACACCCUACAGAGGUACCGGCUGGAGAGAGAAGAGCCUGGUGUCGCCCCGCUCAGCUUCUCUGCCUCCUACAGGGAUAAACACAUCCGCCUGCUUUAUCUCUACCCUAACGGCCAUGUGUACCAGAGUGUGGUCUCUGUGCGAGGCCUGGCGACUGAAGAAGGGACUCAGGCUCUGUCACUUCCCCGUAGCCUGCUGCUGGCUCUUCCUGUGGGUGAGGGCCCGCUGGAGGCAGCGUCAGCCAUGGUCCUGGAUGAAGCCCAUGUAGCUGUUGUCGGUGUUCCACAUCCCUCUGCUGGAGCUGGUAAAGACUUUCUCUGCAUCUGGAAUACCAAUUUCCAAACGCUUCAGGCGGGAAAAGAAAUGGCUGGUAAAAUCUAUGGGCAGCUAUGGUGUUAUUCCAACAAGUUAUUCAUUCCACAUGGGAAAACCCUCUCUGUUAUCCCAUUUGUCUGCCCCACAUCGUCACUGGCCUAUGCACUGGGGAAACUGAGGCAGGCCAAGACUGAAGAUUCCAAAGCUCCAGCUUCUGUACCAUCUUGGAACAACAUUCUGCACGGGGAGAAAGCUCAGCCCUCCAGAACGGUGGAGACCAGGAAGACGAGAACAACCCGUAAGACUCAAUCAACUCCUUGUUUAACAACUGACCAAGUUCUGGAGCUCAUUAAGACGGCCCCAGUAGAAGAUGUCCAGAAAGAAGUGGAGGGGCUUCUGUCCAGAUCCGACAUCCAGGACUUGCAGCCCUCAGUGGGGCGGCUUGUAUCAGUCCUUGUGUCCAGGAGCCUGGCUGAUCCAGCUUUCUACACCCCGAGCACCCUGGCUCAGCUGGUGCACACUCAGGGUCUCUGUCACAGUGUGUGUCCUGACCUUGUGCUGUUGGCCCUGGAGAGGAAGGACUACUUUCUGUGUCAACUCUGCUUGCAGUUCUUCCCUGACAUCCCUGAAGCUGUCACCUGUGCCUGUCUGAUGGCCUUUAUCAGUAUGCCAGACGUUGAUGCAGAGAAAGGGAGCCUGGAGCCCGACAGCGUCUCCUUCAUGGAAACCCUCAUAUCUCAGGAGCGUGGCCAGGUCGGCUUGCAGAACGGUUUCAGCCCCCCCUCCUUGGACGAGCAGCACUCAGACGCCCACAGAGGAGGUGAUGUCAUCAUCACCAACGCAGAAGAAAAGGAGAAGACCUCAACUCCCACAGAACAGAUGUGUCCCGUGGGAUUACACAAGGCUGUUCUACUAAAUGAGGUGUUGCAGACGGCGUACAGCGACACUUUCCUCCUCCCACACCUUAAAGAUCUCUCCUCCCAGAAUGUUGUUCUUUUCCUCCAGUAUCUGCAGUUCCUCUACCUAAAAUUUUCCCAGGAUGCUGUGCCACAGAUGGGAUUGAGAUCACCAAGUCUGGCUCAGAUCAUGGACUGGGUUUGCUUGGUGUUGGACGCUCAUUUCACUGUGCUGGUGAUGACCCCAGAGGCCAAAGGAUUACUGCUGAACCUCCACAACUUUGUGAAGUCACAGGUGAGACUGGUUUCUGAGCUUGGAAAGAUCGAGAGCAGCCUCCAGGAGCUCAACAAGAUGAAAGAAAAGAGGGACAUUGGACAAUACUCCAUUGAAGUCAUUGAGCUGUUUUAGAAUGUGUACAGAAUACUUUUAAUAAACCUUCGAGCAGAUCGUCUCCUCCCGACUGUUCACCUGAAGGCGUUUCAGGGUUGUUUGCAUGUCUCGACUGGUUUUAGAAGUGCUUUUUGGCGCAGAUGCUCACCACCAAAACUCAAGUUGCAUGAAUUUCACUGAAGACAUUGAACUGACUUGCAGUUCAAUCUCAACUGUUUUAAAUUUGUGUAAGCCAAUGAAAAUGUGUCCAUUCCUAUGACUUCAAUUGCAUGAUUUAUUUACACUGUCAGUUUGGUAUAACACAUACAAAAGCAACUUAAUACAGCAGUAUGGUUACGGUUUUAACCUUCAUUCAUAGUGAGACUGCCAUUGAACAAUUAACUGCCGGAGUGAAUGGUUGUAUUUUGUAUGUCCUAACACAGCUGGAUAUGUGUAAGUGUGCCAGCUGGGACUCUACAGGGUUUCCACAGGAGAAGCUUAUAUGUUGAAUACAAUUGUCUAACAAAGAGAAAACGGUCAAUGUGUGACUUUAUUUUUAUUAAAAGAUCAAGGUUGAAAUACAACCAAUCAGUGUUGGAA
Molecule: messenger RNA, 2790 nt
Organism: Hippoglossus stenolepis (Pacific halibut)
Lineage: Eukaryota; Metazoa; Chordata; Actinopteri; Pleuronectiformes; Pleuronectidae
Gene: nol11
Product: nucleolar protein 11
Exons: 18
Coding region: 46-2229 (727 amino acids)
Biological process (GO): maturation of SSU-rRNA
Cellular component (GO): nucleolus; nucleus
Molecular function (GO): protein binding; RNA binding
Source: RefSeq, a predicted model, not a curated record